UUAUCAAAACUACGCGCCCAUUGAUUCCGUAUGCCUAUCGCGAAGGCAAGCGCCAGCUGUUCAACUUGCCUUUGUGUUAACGAAAAGCCCGGUUGGGCUGGGGUCAUUCAAUCCGCCGACACUCUUUGCCUUCGGUCCAAAUCAAGAUGGCGGCGCUUCCGGAGAACUGGGAGAUGGACUAUGAUGGAGCCAUCAGUCGCUGGAUUUACCGAUUCAAGCCUACAGGGCUCAUUCAGUACACCUUUCCUAAGCCGGGCGACGAGUUCCCCGAGUUUGUUGGCGAUUUUGGCGGACCUAUGCCACCCGAGGACAAAUUCUUGAGCCAGAAACUCAAGAAGGGGGGUUCAAGCGAGACGGCCCCAAGUUCUCCCCCAUUAAACAUCAGCACAACUGCGACGUCAGCGAACUUCUCUGGGCCAAGUUACAAUGAUCCACCACCAUGGUUCCAGCCAGACGGGUUCAUGUACAUGGGUCCUGGGGCGUACAACGACACAAGUCCGGAGCAAGACGAAGACGAGGCUGGGUUACCGGCGACUGACCCGAGGACACCCGAGUCCAAGGUUACUAAGCCGCCAAACAGACCAUUGAUAUCGCCUGUAACGAGUACAGAAACCACUCCUCUGGUUGUCAAUAGCCGACCUACCGUUGUGACGACCCAGGAACAGACUACGCCAGCGAAAGUUGACGGUACCCCGGCUGAAGGGGAUUAUAUCCUGUCUCCGGGGGUCCCUAUGUUGGAUGGUCGUCCGAUAAACCAAGUGUUUCCUAUCGGCUUUGUGGCCGAGUUAUACGGCGAGUCGACCGCGAGGACUCGCGAAGAACAUCCUGCCGCAGCGGAACUACCAGGUCAUGAGGCGCCCAUCCGCAAUCUACAGUUGGCGAACGCAGAUCAGCAUGCGCCUGUCGAGUUAUCCUCUGAAAACGCUAGCGUGAAGGCCACUUCGGGCGAACAAUCACAGAAAGACCCCAACUCUCAAAAGGUAGAUCCAGGAUCAAGACCGAAUCUCGAUCGGAAGAAGGAGUCAAGUCCCUGCAUAUUUGGCGCCAAUUUUGCCUCCCCUCCUUCGAAUCCUCGGCCUGCACACGCAGACAGGUAUUCCAUACAAGGACAAGUGCCGUCUCGGGUUGAGGUACCAGCUGUGUCGUCAGCUAAAGAGACACCGGGACAGAUAGUGUCAGUUGCACAACCAGGCAAAUCAGAGUCCGGAACAGAGCUUGAGAAUAGCUCAAAAGCCAACGAAAAGGCGAAAAAGUUUGGGACCCAACGGGUACCGUCCAUUCUCCAGCCCGCCCGCGGACGCCCAAAACCUUUACAGAGUCCUUCUGGUGGCCAGCAAGCCUCCUUAACUACAAACCGCUUUGUUCAGAGACCGCUGUACGACCUCCCAGAGUUAGACCAUCAGACAGUGAAACCUCUACACGGCCAUCAAUCCAUGAUUCUGCUCAACAAAAAGGAUAUAUUGGACCCUCCACCUGCGUUUACGAGGACAAAUACUCUACCCGCAGACCUGCCUUCACUGCCUUUCAUGGGAAACGGUUUUUCCACAAAAACCGAGAUGUCUUCACCGGCCCCAAAACCGCAAGACCAGCAGUCUCCGUCACCGCCAGCUCCAAGCGAGGAGGUACCACAGAUGGGGUCCAACUUUGCGUCGACAAGUAGACCACAUAGGGGAAGCUUAAGUGACUACGCGAACCCAGUUCUUCCUGAUAUCGGGCAGUCAGUGAAGCCUCUAAACAUCAGCCGAAAACCUUCCCCAACUGAAGUUCAAGGAGUAGAUCAGUCGUCUUUGGCAGUGAAAGACGGUAUGGAACAGACGGCUCCGAUGCUGGCGCAGGAAUUGUCACAAGCAAUUGCGGACUUCUCUAUUUCUGGAUAUGAACCAAAUCGCGCUACUGAGAUUGUCAUGUCUGAAAACGGUGGCAUAACAGUACUUUGGUGUCAGGAAAGGAUGCAGUUACGCCAUAUUCCAAGCGAACUGGCCGCUGAAACUUUGCCUAUCACUGCUGCCCGGAAAUCUUCUGUUCCUGAAGAUGGUUCGCAUAAUCUCCCACACUCUGGAAAUUCUGGUUCAGAGCCUCCGCGGCCUGACAAGAUCCCACCUGACAAUUCUCAGCCCGUGUUCACUCCAUACCGUCCUCCUGUAGGGGAACAAACCUUCCGCCGAAAGCCUGUGGCCGAGUCCCAAGGUCCUUACGAAACCUCAACCUCGAGUAUGGGGAUUGAGCAACAACGUGGCUCCUUCGCUCCAUUGGGUCACUUAGCUCAACAAGGAACCCCAGAACAUUACGUACCGCCUCCUCCCCACAACCAACAACUUCCAUCGCGUAGUGUUGAAGCCCUGCCACAGCCAGAUAUAAGGAACAUGGGCCUUCCACAAGCCUUUCCACCACCACAACAAUUCGCCAACCCACAGCCGCAGGCACAGGCAUCCACAUGGCCGAAACAAGAAUCAACAGCUCCCUUUGCGGGCCAAAUGGAUGAUUUGGCGUCAAAACCGCUUCCUCCCGUACCUGAAACCAUGACCCAGGCUCGUGGAUUAUCUAAUGAAGCUUCAACACCUGUUGUGAAGGAAAAGCGAGGGCUACUUUCGAAGUUUAGGAGAACUGGCAACACGGCCAGCUCCUCGAACAAGCUUCAAAAGUCGGUCGGGAAUAGCUAUCCCACAGCGAGCAAUAACAUUCCGCAGUCACAACCUCCUGUGUCUUAUCCAUCACAGCAAGGUCCACCACAAAACUCCCAGGUACAAUUCCAGGGUCCCUCAUCGCAUCCUGAUCAAACACAACCACAAGGCUAUCAAUGGCCUGCGAAUACACUGGACGCAUGGUCAGCGUAUGGCCACGAUCCGCGUGCUUUCACGCCGACAGUCCAGCUCGGAGGACCUCAACACGAGCCUGAGUUUGCCUAUCAGAAUCAGCCGAUGUCAGCCCAGCAGCAGUGGUAUCACCAUCAACUGCAGCAGCAACAGCAACAGCAACAGCAGUUGGACAGCAGAAGGGAGAGCGAAGUGUCCAACCUGACCGGCACUUCGUCACCUUCACCAGUCCCCAGCAACGCGGACACAGUAUCCAUCGCAGACAGUUCCAGAGUGUCGAUAAUUAGCAGUCAUCACACUCGUCCUGGAAGCGAGGGCGCUGCCAGUCUCGCCAGUGUCAGCACCAUUGGCAGGAACAGUGAGGUCACUCCGCCGCCUAGCUUCAACCGCCGCAACGGGAACGGGCCUGGCCCGAGUAGAUGGGGGAGCGUAUCUGGAGGCGGUGGUGGUGGUAAAUAUGAUGGAUCGGGUUGGGGUGAUUUUGAGUAGAAGAUGAUUCUUCGGUCAGCCCUUUGGGUAUGAACUUGAUAAUGCCAAUGCCGAUGAGCUCCUUGUCUGUCUUGCAGCAGAUGAGACGAACCGAGCGUGGUGUUCGACAUCUGUUCCUGCAUGCUUCUACUAACAUCUGACAUCGGCACGCCCCUUUCAU
This is a messenger RNA of Neurospora tetraspora, 3462 nucleotides long. RefSeq lists its product as uncharacterized. Bases 147 to 3302 code for a protein of 1051 amino acids. The transcript has a single exon. NCBI's taxonomy places the organism in Eukaryota, Fungi, Ascomycota, Sordariomycetes, Sordariales, Sordariaceae. The record is from RefSeq and is a predicted model, not a curated record.